Fusarium coffeatum is the source of this 384-nucleotide messenger RNA. RefSeq lists its product as uncharacterized. NCBI's taxonomy places the organism in Eukaryota, Fungi, Ascomycota, Sordariomycetes, Hypocreales, Nectriaceae. Bases 1 to 384 code for a protein of 127 amino acids. The transcript has 2 exons. The record is from RefSeq and is a predicted model, not a curated record.
AUGUCUUUCCUCACAGAGAACGUCAUCCGCCGUGUGGCCCUCGCUCCCCGCGUCAUUGCCUUCCAGGCUCCCCGAACAUUCACCACCAGCUUCGCUCUUCAGAAAACUGCUACCGAUGCUGUCAAGGACACUGCCCACAAAGUCGACCGCGCUGUGAGCGACAAGAUUGUCGACGGCAUUGAGGCUGGACAGGACGCUGCUGCCAAGGCUAAGGCUGCCGCUCGGGACGUCACUGACUCCAACGACGCCGCCGCAAAGGCCCAGGAGCUGAAGGGUGAGGCUGCUGGCAAGGCUCAAGAGCUCAAGGGCGAGGCCAAGGGUGCUGCUGAGCAAGCCAAGGGCAAGGCAAAGGGUGUGGCCGAGGAGGCUAAGCACAAGUUGUAA